AUGCGGCAAUGCGGCUUCGAUAAGGACAUUCUUUUAGGCCCAGUGGUAAGCAAGCGGUAUCAGAGACGACCACCCAUAUCUCGGUUUGAUGAUAUUAAGAAGUGGGCUGGAAUGACGAUGGUUGAGGCUUUCAGACAGUCUUUAUCCAUCACACAUCGUUUCUUUCCCAUGACGGCUUCUCUCAACUGUUUUAAAUCUAUCUAUCUAUCUAUCUAUCUAUCUAUCUAUCUAUCUAUCUAUCUACGCCUGUUCAUAUCUAUCUUAUUCUAUUCAUAUCUAUCUCAUUCUGUUCAUAUCUAUCUCAUUCUGUCCAUAUCUAUCUAUACCAGUCUGUUCAUAUCAAUCUAUCCCAGUCAGUUCAUAUCUAUCUAUCUAUCUAUCUAUCUAUCUAUCUAUCUAUCUAUCUAUCUAUCUGUUCACGCCUAUCUAUCUCAUUCUGUUCAUAUCUAUCUAUCUAUCCCAGUCUGUUCAUAUCUAUCUAUCUAUCUAUCUAUCUAUCUAUCUAUCUAUCUAUCUAUCUAUCUAUCUAUCUAUCUACGCCUGUUCAUAUCUAUCUCAUUCUGUUCAUAUCUAUCUAUCUAUCUAUCCCAGUCUAUUCUAUCUAUCUAUCUAUCUAUCUAUCUAUCUAUCUAUCUAUCUAUCUAUCUAUCUAUUAUUGUGCAUCCGUAUUUCUGUUGGUACUUUUCUUGCUCGCUGUGUUGA
Molecule: messenger RNA, 702 nt
Organism: Acanthosepion pharaonis
Lineage: Eukaryota; Metazoa; Mollusca; Cephalopoda; Sepiida; Sepiidae
Source: the annotation of a GenBank genome assembly